Messenger RNA from Anastrepha obliqua, 829 nucleotides. It is a transcript of the gene Obp57c, whose product is annotated as general odorant-binding protein 57c. The record is from RefSeq and is a predicted model, not a curated record. Gene Ontology annotation, molecular function: odorant binding. The coding region runs from base 89 to 622 and encodes 177 amino acids. NCBI's taxonomy places the organism in Eukaryota, Metazoa, Arthropoda, Insecta, Diptera, Tephritidae. Gene Ontology annotation, biological process: sensory perception of smell. The transcript is spliced from 2 exons.
AUUUUGCUCACAUUUUUUGUGUGUUUGCUCAUUUCGAGUUUGUGCAAAAGUUGUAACAUAACUUCUACACUGUACAACUUGUUGAAGGAUGUAUCAAUUUGGAGUGGAUCGAGCAAAUGCAACAGAGCGAGGGGAGAUGUAUAGCGGCGGCAAAGGGAUGGCAUUACCGAGACUCACUUGGUUGGUGAUUUUUGCAGCAGCAAUUUUGUUCUUAAUGCCAUUAGGAAGAGUGACUGCGACACCAACUGGAGCCCCCAGCAGCUUUGUUCAGGCUUGUCAAGAGCAGCACAAGAUUACUGAAGAAGAACUGGAUGAGUUGCCCGAUGAUCCCAACCCGGAAGACAUCGACAUGAAGUACAAAUGUUAUGCGAAUUGUCUGCUAAACGGACUGGGCUUCAUGGACGAGAAUGGAAAACUGAAUGCGGAAAUGAUGCAUGAUGCGGGCAUACUAAAUGAUGAUAGCUAUGAGGAUAUGAUUGAAUGCAAGGCAGCAAAUGACAUGGAGGAUGACCCGUGCGAAUAUAGUUUUGGAGUGAUGCUCUGUGCGCGCAUGAUUCACGCAAAUGACGAGAAUGACGAAUAUGCAGAGGCUGUUCCAAUGGCGCGAGAGGUCAUUAUGUAAAGGAAACUUACAUAUUUAACUAUUAAAAAAAUUACAAAAGCAACGGUUCCUUUAUUCCUGUUCGCCUAAUCAAUAAGGAGUUUUUAAAGUGCAUGCAUAGAUGCAAAGUAGUAUUAAAAUUUAUACAUUUUUAUCAAAGCUGUUUAUGUAUGUUGAAUAUUUCUUGCUGUUCCUGUUAUAAAGUUGUUGAAAGACGAUAUAUUAUAU